This is a messenger RNA of Camelus dromedarius (Arabian camel), 3990 nucleotides long. RefSeq names its product disintegrin and metalloproteinase domain-containing protein 1a. Gene Ontology annotation, biological process: proteolysis; male gonad development; binding of sperm to zona pellucida. Gene Ontology annotation, cellular component: external side of plasma membrane; sperm head plasma membrane; plasma membrane. Lineage: Eukaryota; Metazoa; Chordata; Mammalia; Artiodactyla; Camelidae. The transcript has a single exon. The record is from RefSeq and is a predicted model, not a curated record. Gene Ontology annotation, molecular function: metalloendopeptidase activity. The coding region runs from base 1083 to 3773 and encodes 896 amino acids.
GAGGUAGAGUCUUUGUUUAGUUCAUCUCAGUGUAUAAAGGAGAAUGAAUACCUGACUGGGAAUGUGGAUAGAUAGCGCAUUUCCCCCCUUUUUUUCCUUUUAAAAUUGUAUUGCUAAAUACACCAGGAGAUUGACAUCAAAACCAAAUCUGAGGACUUCUAUAGACAUUACAGUUCAAUUUUAGUUACAAAAGCGAAGUCUUUAAAAAGUUCUUAUAGAGUCCAUUCUAAUUUUCUCGAUGAAAUGAUAACUAGAUACCUGGUCAAUCAGAGUUUCUUUUUACUCUGGACUUUGUUUUUAUGAUGGGGCAGUUGGAAGGAAUUGAACUUGGAUUUGAGAUACUUGUAAGCCCUCAUGGUGAAACUGAGCUCAUUUCAUUUAACACUUAAUAUGUCUGUGCAUUAGGAAAGCUUCUUAUUAGAGAAAAAUUAUGUUUAUAUGCAGAUACAAAAUGUCUAAACUCAUCUAUUAUGAACAAAAGCUAAUGAGGAAGAAUUUGUGUAUCCACAUAGAAGUUUUCUUGAAUUAAAGGGGGAAACCAGACCAUGAUAAAGGAGGGUUGGACUGGGAAACAAUACUCUCAAUACUACAGAAAUAGGGAAAAGAGGCAAUGGGCAACAGAGAACUUUGUCCUGCUCAGAGAUCCCCAAGGAAUCCCUGUCCCCUCCCCCCGAUCUCCUGCCAGAAUGUUGGGUUUCAAAGAAUGAGCAAAUUAACGGCUAUCAGGAGUAGUGUGGCCUGGGCCAAGCUAAGGAUAUUCUGCCUGAGUAGCAGUACUGGCCGAAUCAAUACAGGCCUUCUACUUGGUAUCUCUCUCUAUGAGGGUAAACGGAACUUAGCCAAGGAGCAUUAAAACUGUUGCUGUUGGAAGGAAGCCAUAAAGUAAGGAAACUGCCAAAGGCCAAGAGAGAAGAGCAAGAACAGAAACACAGCUCUGAAGUCUGUAAGAGCUGGGCAGCACCCACCCAUAAGGGAGCCAGCAUAGAUCUGGGGCAGAGACCUGAGUCUCCAGGCUCAGCAUGCCAGGGAGAGCUCCUGUUGCCGGGCACGGCCUCUGCAUCAUCAACUGAUUCCCUAAGACCAUGUCAGUGGCAGACUCCGUGAGACACUCUGCCUCUGUACUGCCUUCACCAUGGAAAAGACAAGUGGCCUUGAAAGGGGGUAAGGUACAGUUUCAUGCUUGGGCUCAGCAGAAAAGGGACUUGAGCCUGACGCCAAAGCCAGGAACUUCACGUGUCAUGUCGGGGAUCAUGCUGGUCUUGGUAUUGGUUUUCCUGCCAAGCUUGUACGGUGACCUGGGAUCAGUAUAUUACUCUUCCUAUGAAAUAGUCAUCCCCAAGAGUCUGACAGUGGAGGGAAGGGAAGACCCAGUGGAAAAGGUGUCCUAUAUGCUGUUUAUGCAGGGCCAGAAGCAGCUGAUACACCUGACGGUGAAGAGAGACUACUUUCUCAACAGCUUUCCAGUCUUCAGCUACCACAGCGGCAUCCUGGGGCAAGAAAUGCCUUUCGUCGCACGUGACUGUCACUACGAAGGCUACAUAGAAGGAGUCCCAGGUUCUUUUGUUUCCGUCAACACCUGUUCAGGCCUCAGGGGCAUCCUGAUUAAGGAGGGAAAAUCCUAUGGCAUUGAGCCCAUGCACUCUUCAAAACGGUUUGAACAUGUGUUGUACAUCAUGGCACACGAAGCUCACGUCUCCUGUAGUGUCACUUCCAAGGACAGCCAAGUGGCACCGACCAGCCGGCAACGAGACAGCAGCAGGCCUCGCGGUCUGCAGGUGCCGUCCUACUUGUGGUCACACACCAAGUACGUGGAGAUGUUCGUCGUGGUCAACAACCAGCGGUUCCAGAUGUGGGGCAGUGACGUCAAUGAGACAGUCCAGAGAGUAAUGGACACCAUUGCUCUGGCCAACAGCUUCACCAGGGGAAUCAACACAGAGGUGGUGCUGGUUGGAAUGGAGAUUUGGACCGAGGGGGACCUCAUAGGCGUCCCAAUGGACCUGCAAGUUGCACUCAGGAAUUUCAAUAGCUGGAGACACGAGCAGCUCUUCCAUCGUGUGAAGCAUGAUGUUGCCCACAUGAUUGUUGGACACCAUCCUAAAGAGGAUAUGGGACAGGCCUUUCUCAGUGGCGCCUGUUCAAGUGCUUUUGCAGCAGCUGUUGAGUCCUUCCAUCACGAAGAUGUCCUCCUGUUUGCAGCACUCAUGGUCCAUGAGCUUGGGCACAACUUGGGGAUUCAGCACGACCAUUCGGCCUGCAUUUGUAAAGGUAAACACUUUUGCCUCAUGCAUGAAAAUAUCACCAAAGGAAGUGGCUUCAGCAACUGCAGCUCUGACAACUUCUACCGGUUCCUCCGGGAACACAAAGGGGCCUGCCUGUUUAACAAGCCUGGGCACAAAGGCCGCUUACGCAGGGACGCCCAGUGUGGAAAUGGUGUGGUAGAAUAUGGUGAGCAGUGUGACUGUGGUUCUGAGUGUGACAAUCACCCGUGCUGUGACCAAACAUGCAGGCUGAUGGAGCAGGCAGAGUGUAGUGAUGGGCUGUGCUGUGUUAAAUGCCAACUGCAACCUAGGGGAUUCAUGUGCCGUCCUGCUUUGGGAGAGUGUGACCUCCCAGAGUAUUGUGAUGGUUCCUCUGGAGAAUGCCCUCAAGACAGCUACAAGCAAGACGGUACACUGUGUGAGAAAAUCUACUAUUGUGCUGGAGGCCAGUGUAAGAACCCUGAUAAUCAGUGCAUGGAUAUAUUUGGGUUCUCUGCAAGGUCUGCCCCAGAAAACUGUUACAUUUCAAGGAACAGCAAAGGGGACCGGUUUGGAAACUGUGGUAUUACAAACUCGCCUAAGUUAACAUAUUUGAAGUGUGCAGAUGAUAAUGUAUUUUGUGGGAAACUUAUAUGCACAAAUGUUAGACAGGUACCACAAAUCAAACCAAGUCAUACACUGAUGCAGAUUCCUCACAAAAAUGACUUCUGCUGGAGCAUGGAUGCCUAUAACAUUACUGAUAUCCCAGAUGACGGAGACGUGCACACUGGCACUCUUUGUGCCCCACACAAAGUCUGCAUGAAUCACCUCUGCACUGAUACUUCUGUACUUAUGUACAACUGUGAACCAAUGGAAUUGUGUAACGGGAAAGGAGUUUGCAACAAUUUAAGGCACUGCCACUGUGAGGCUGGUUAUGCGCCUCCUGACUGCAGAGAUCCAGGAAAUGGUGGUAGUGUGGAUAGUGGUCCGCCUGUUGCACUAAUUGAAAUUCAAAGUGGAGAUGUAAGUGACAGUCCUAUGCAUCGUAGUGUUGACUUUGGAAAGAUAAGCAAGAUAAUUUUCAUACUCCCUGCAUUUCUUUUACUAUUCUUGUUAAUUGCAAUAUUUUUCAUUAGCAUCAGGACUGGACUUGAGUCAGUACAGACCCCAGGCCGCACUUCAGAGGACAGUUCAGAGGAAACCAGUAGCGAAGUAUUCAUAAUGGAAUUCCUACCAGUGGGGAUACAAGAGGACGUACCAGAGGAGGGCUCAGAAGCAGCCCCUCCACCAGAAGAGGCCCCUCCACCAGAAGAGGCCCCCCAACCGAAAGAGGCCCCACCACCAGAAGUCCCACCGCCUGAGGCCCCACCGCCCGAGGCCCCACCACCCGAGGCCCCACCACCGGAGGCCGCACCACCGGAGGCCGCACCACCGGAGGCCCCACCACCAGAGGCCCCUCCACCAGAGGCCCCUCCACCCGAGGCCCCACCACCCGAGGCCCCACCACCAGAACCCCCAGGAGAGACAGCACCAUAAGAGGUAGCAGGUGAAGGACAACAGUAACCCAAGGCAGAAGUGGAUUGGAGGAAGAAUUAAAAAAUACCAAAUACUUCAAGCACUGAGUGGGAAUGAGAGAGAAGCAAAAGUGAAGUGAGAAUUGAUGGCUCCUGUGGCUCUGACUGGAUUAUAUAGUCUACAGAAAGAUACUAACAUGGGAACAAGGAACCCUUUGCUUUCAAUAUUCAUUUUAGUA